AUGGCUCAUAUAAUUGAUGAAAUUUGGCAUCUGAGAAAUAGAACCACAUAUCAGGAGGCUCAAAUUGAUAUCUUUGAUUCUAUCAAGCAAAUUCAACUUAAGUUCCAAGAAUUUUCCACUUUGAUUACUUUGGAGACACUCCCUACUGCUCAAGCAAAGCACCUAUUUUGGGAGCCGCCUCCCAUUGGCUGGAUAAAGCUUAAUGUUGAUGCGGCCAUAACUGAAUCCUUCUCCACUCUUGCAGUUGUGGCUAGAGAUCAUAAGGGCACAGUCAUUAAAGUUUGGUCCAAGCUUCACCAACCUUGCUCCCCCAUUGUUGCUGAGGCCUAUGCAAUCCUUUGGGCAAUGCAACUUGCAAACCAUGAACAAUGGAGUCAUGUUCAAAUCGAAGGAGAUGCAAAGCAAUGUUUUGACCCUCUUUCAGUUGAAGAUGUCCCACCUGAUUGGUCUAUCAGUAAUAUUAUUAGUAGUAUCUUAAGUCUUAAAAUUUGUUUUGUGAGUGUUUGUUUUCGUUGGGUCAAUAGAGUGUGCAAUGCUGCAACUCAUGCUACUGCAAAGCACUCAGUAGCAUCUAAAAUGUCUCUUUAUUGUAAUAAGGACAAUCUUCCCUAUGUGGUUUACUCUGCUUGUAUGGAUGAUUGCCUCCACGUUCCUUUAUUUUGA
Quercus robur (English oak) is the source of this 663-nucleotide messenger RNA. RefSeq lists its product as uncharacterized. Gene Ontology annotation, molecular function: RNA-DNA hybrid ribonuclease activity; nucleic acid binding. Lineage: Eukaryota; Viridiplantae; Streptophyta; Magnoliopsida; Fagales; Fagaceae. The transcript has a single exon. The coding region runs from base 1 to 663 and encodes 220 amino acids. The record is from RefSeq and is a predicted model, not a curated record.